Molecule: messenger RNA, 2901 nt
Organism: Schistocerca americana (American grasshopper)
Lineage: Eukaryota; Metazoa; Arthropoda; Insecta; Orthoptera; Acrididae
Gene: p130CAS
Product: breast cancer anti-estrogen resistance protein 1
Exons: 8
Coding region: 151-2034 (627 amino acids)
Biological process (GO): cell migration; cell surface receptor protein tyrosine kinase signaling pathway
Cellular component (GO): plasma membrane; cytoplasm
Molecular function (GO): protein binding
Source: RefSeq, a predicted model, not a curated record
GCGUCGGCGCGCGGCGUGGUUGUGUAGUGUCUGCCAGUCCACACGGUUGUCCGCGAAGCGUGUGUGCGUGAGUGGGAUGGUGGCGUGCUGAACUGAGCAGGGCGGCCCAGCUCCUCUGACCGGACAGCGGCUGCUGCGCUACAGCUAGACAUGAUGCCGCAGCCCGAGGCGGCGGUGCUCGCCACGCAGAACUGCGUGGCGCGCGCGCUGUACGACAACAUCGCAGAGUCGCCGGACGAGCUGGCAUUCCGGCGCGGCGACCUUCUCACCGUACUCGAGCAAAACACGGCCGGCAUCCAGGGCUGGUGGCUCUGCUCGCUUCGCGGACGGCAGGGUAUAUGUCCCGGUAACAGGCUACGUCUGUUGGCCGGAGUGUACGACACGGGAGGCGAGACCGUGGUGGCAGACCUCAACACCCUGCAGCGGCAGGGCAAGCGUCGCAGCUGGCAUGUGCAGCCCAACAAGGUGCUGACCCCGCAGAAGGUGGGCGACGUGUACCUGUACGACCUGCCGCCGCAGCGCGGCGCGCCUUGUCGCUUUGCAGGCGGGGAGUCGUACGACGUGCCGCGCGGCUGCUACGACACGCCGCGCUACCCGCGGCCCACGGCCGUCGUGCCGCCCGCCCCCGCCUCCGCCCCCGCCGCCCCCGGCCCGCAGCCCUGCCCGGACAGCUACGACGUGCCGCGACCGCUGGGCGCGCCGCUCACGCCCUCCUCGUCGGCGUCGUCGCUGACGGCCGACUCGUCGCUGCCCGGCUCCAACCGCUCCAGCCUGCUCGCCGCCGAGUACGACGUGCCGCGCCCCCAGCGGCCCGCCUUCACCACGCCGCCACCGCCCCCGCCGCAGACGCCCCCGCAUCCCGACAAGCAGCAGCAACACCAGCAACAGCUGUACGACGUGCCGCCGGCGAGCAGCCCGCUGCCGCUGGAGCUGGGCUCUGCGCUGGACUCGCUGGAGCGGCUGCAGGCGGAGGCGGCGGGCGCGACGUCGCGGCUGCUGGGGCUGGCGGGCCCGCAGUGGCGGCGGCGCGACCGGCUGGAGGCGCGCCUCAUGGACGUGCGGCUGGCGGCGGUGCGGCUGCGCUCGUCGCUGCACGACCUGGCAGACUUCUGCGAGGGCGCGCUGGGCAACGCGGCGCGCGCGCCCGACAAGGCGCUCGCCCCCAAGCUGCGGCCGCUGGCGCGCGCGCUGCGAGACGCCGACCGCCUCGUGCAGGACGCGGCCGCGCAGCUCGACGCCGCCAACUGGGACCUCGACCGCCUCGCCAGGGACCAGGGUGAAGAGAACUGCCGCACACCAGAUGCUCUGGACCAGCUGGUUGCAUGUGCGCGUGCUCUCACAGAGGAUGUGCGCCAAGCUGCCUCCUUCAUCCAGGGUAACUCAACGUUACUAUUCAAGCGUGCUGCUUCACCUCCACCGCCAAGCAGUGGUUCUGAUUGGCUGGAGGACUAUGACUAUGUCAACCUAGAGUCACGAGAAAGUGUUGCACGGCAAGAUGCAGAGAUCCUCGACUCCCUACCAGCUGAGUUGCGUAAAUCGUAUGACGCUCUUGUCAAGGAGGCAGAGUCUGCUGCUGUCAUAGGAGAGCCUAAACAAACCACCGAAACAACACCACCAGCAGAUGGAAGUUCUGAGCUGGAUGCCAACGAUCGACAGGUUUUAGCAUUUUAUGCUGCACAAACAGCCACACAUUCUGCAUUAUUGACCCACGCUAUUGAUGCAUUUCUCCAGACUGUUGAACGUAAUCAGCCACCGAAAGUGUUUUUGGCACAUGGGAAGUUUGUAGUCCUCAGUGCCCAUCGCCUAGUGCAUAUUGGUGACACUGUCCACCGGAAUGUUGUCCACCCAGGUGUGCGUGCACGAGUCCUCACCUGUGCAAAUGCGCUAAGUGAAGCUCUUGCCACAACUGUUGCAAAGACCAAACGUGCUGCUCUUCAUUUCCCUUCUGUCACAGCAGUGCAGGAGAUGGUUGACUCAGUUGUGGAUGUUUCCCAUCUUGCUCGAGAUCUCAAACUUAGUCUUAUUCACCAGUAAUAGCAAAACAUAUUGCAUAAGGCAUUAAAUUGAAAGAUGAACAAUUUUGAGGUGGGUUUUUCCCUCAUAGUCAUGAAAUGUGACUGAUUAUUCAUUCCUGUGAAGUAAUGGACAUGCCUGUGGAACAAGUUCCCCUAUGAAAGAUGAACUUUUGAUUGCACAAUGACAGUGCAAAUGUCUGUAUAAUCUGAGCAGCCUGCUUAAUAGUAAUCAGAGUAUCAAUAAUGGCGUCCGCAGUGUAGAGUAAGGGUGAGAGGAAGUUUGUGCUCGUAGUUUGAAAAUACUUACUGUGCUAUUACUAUGUUCAUCAGUAACAGUUUCAUUCACUGCAUGUAUGCAGAUUUGAAGUAAGAUGAAUAAUGAUUGUGUAUCUAUGGUAUAAUAUUGUAUGAUGUGCAAAUAUUUGUUGUUCUUUUUUCUCAUUCUGAACAUUUGCUAUAGAAAAGUAUUACAAUAUUUACUCCUUUGAAGGAACAUAGUUGUAGAUAUGCAGCUAUACUGUAGCAGCUCUUGUAAUAUAUUAUCUUCUUCCAUGUCUUGUAGAAUCUUAAAAGUCAUUUAAGACUGACAGAUAAUUUAUUGCCAUUGAGCAUGUCAUUAUAUAGAUUUGCUGAUGAAUUUGUGUAUUUAUAAUGUCCUUUUUAAUCAAAAGCUGAAGGAAGGUGGAAGAAAUGUAAUUUUCUGUGGAAUUUCCAUCUUUGAAGAUGUGGAGUGCUGUUGAUGAUGUUUUAUUUUCAUGCUGAUUUAUGUAAUAUUCAGCUACUGAACAGUUUAGCAGUUUUACUGCUCUGCUGUUAAAAUAUACUGGCUGUAUCCUGUAUUUCAGUACAAUAAAUGUAAUGUAUUAUAUAAAAAAAUUAAGUAAUU